UCGCCUCAGUGGCUCGUAAAGGCUGGUAUUUCGAUAAUUGACUCUAAAGACUAACUUGGGAUCACUAGGACUAAAAGGUACCAAACCCCGCUGGUAAAAGUCUACUAUACUGAUAAUGUCGGUAAGUCGUGUUUUUCGCCCUCACCAAAGAAGCCAAAUGUACGCCAGAGCAGUUCUUAUGGUUCAUGGGAUUCGCUUUGCUUCAAUAACCAAGGACAAAGCCAACACAGAUAUCUUUGAACCACUACCAAGAGAGGAAUUAGUUACUAAAUUCAAGUCGAAAUUACGUGACAGAGAGUUCACACCAGGUUCCACACAAGGCGGUUUCCCAGAGUUCCUAGCGGAACCAAGAGAUUCCUUUCCACUUGGUGUACGCGUCCACAAUCGUUACCAGGCCUCCCUCGCUGAACUGACUUCUAAAUGUAUGGAAUUCAUUGAAGAAAAUCAUCCACAAUGUCCAGCUAUUUUGUUUCGUGGCCUUCCAGCCCGAACAGCCGAUGACUUCUCGACUAUUGCUGGUAAAAUUUCAGGGGAGCCUUUUUCGUAUGAAGUCGGUGGCAGUACCUAUCGCCAACAAGUUGACAAAAGUGCGAAGACUUAUACCUCCAGCGAUGAACCACCAGAAAGUACUAUGGACCCGCACAAUGAGAUGUCUUAUCUCAAUACUUGGCCCAAAAAGAUUUUCUUUUACUGCAUAAAGGAGGCGGACGAUAACUGUGGUGGCGAAACACCGUUGGUCAAGAACAGCGAGCUUCUCUCCAAAUUGGAUCCCGAAGUCGUGGCGAAGUGUGAUGAAAAAGGUGUGCGAUACGUACGAUAUCUACCCGACAAAGCCCACGAUGAGUACAUGAAUUGGCAACAUAUGUUUGGCACUGAAGAUAAACAGGAAGCAGAGAGGGUGGCUAAAGACAAAGGGUAUCACGUGAGCUGGAAUGAAACACAGGAUUUAUGUCUUUGGCAAAACAGACCUGCGUCGAUACAGCAUCCGCUGGCCAGAAAUAAAAUUUGGUUCAAUCAGAUUGCCGCCAUGCACAGCUCAUAUUACCAUGCAUUGCCCACCUUUAUUGGCAAAGGUAUCCCAGAUGAGAAAUGCCCCUCCCACACAUAUUAUGGAGACGGAAGUCCGAUUGAACCGGAAGUAGUACAGCACAUACGAGUAACAACCUGGUCAUGCGCAGUUGGUUUUCAGUGGCGAACGGGAGACUUACUGGCAUUGGAUAACUUAACCGUUCAGCAUGGUCGCAUUGGUUACAGUGGCGAGAGAAAAGUACUUACUUACCUCACUGGCUGAAGGGAAAAUUAUCAGACAUUUGCAUAUGCAUGUUGGCUGAGUUCUCAAUUCCUAAUCUUUGGAAUAUAUUCAAAUAUACCUGAAUCUGACUGACUUCUAGACAAUGGCACUAUUGUUUGUUAUCCACUGGGACCUUUUCAUUGGAUGGUUUAGAUCGCGCUCGUCAAGUGUUGAGUUCAGGCGAUAAUUUUUUCGGUGGAGAAACUUUAGACUAAAGGUGUUAUCCUAAGGCAUUAAUUUAACUCUAGAGAUUUUAAGACAAAAAUUGGGUAAGGUGAAGGGGAGAAGUGAUUGAUUGCCAAUAAAUAAAGGGUCUCGCUGACUUCAAA
Molecule: messenger RNA, 1620 nt
Organism: Stylophora pistillata
Lineage: Eukaryota; Metazoa; Cnidaria; Anthozoa; Scleractinia; Pocilloporidae
Molecular function (GO): oxidoreductase activity
Source: RefSeq, a predicted model, not a curated record